This is a messenger RNA of Paramacrobiotus metropolitanus, 2712 nucleotides long. RefSeq lists its product as uncharacterized. Lineage: Eukaryota; Metazoa; Tardigrada; Eutardigrada; Parachela; Macrobiotidae. Bases 757 to 2526 code for a protein of 589 amino acids. The transcript is spliced from 8 exons. The record is from RefSeq and is a predicted model, not a curated record.
UUCAUUGCGGCUUCGUCCUGCAUGGACAUAGCAGUCAGUUUCUUCCCUAUACGGUCAUGCACUUCCAGAUACUUGGCGACACAGCGAUCCACGCAUACUGAUUCACCCUUUGUAAGCUCUGAAUCUUUAAAUUUCAGGGGAAGACACUUCUGGAAGCAUCCGUUAGUCAUGCGAUGGUACAUAUCAGACAUCAUCUCGAUUUCCAGCUCCGCAACGAUGUUCAGUUGCUCCGGAGUCAAGCCCUGCAUGCCGGCCAUGCUUGCAAAUUGUAAGCGGGAGUAAUAAUUGCAAGGAAGAAGCGAUAAUAACUAAUAAUGCAACAAAAGAAUGGUGGCGCAAUCUCAAUCACGAAGCCUGCUCAAACAUCCACUUUCGAAGUUAGGAUUAACGAGUAGUCACCCCUUUUCGCGGGUUCCAGCGGUCUGUCUCCAGAAUAACCAUCGAACACACCAAAGAGCAAAUCAACCAUCUACUGCUUACUGGUCAACAAAAAAACAAUAAUCUCUGUUCGGAACCGAAAACUAAAAAGUUUCAAAAGGCAAAAAUUCUUGUUACUGCACAAAGUUGACAAGUGAAGGGAAAAUUAAUCAGAAAAAAACCUUUGUCGGGUUAUGAAAGCUUUGUGACUUUGUCAACACAUUAUUAGUUUUGUACCUUUUGCGUCAGAAUUUCUGUCAUUUCGUCACGAAGUUUUUGAGGUUAUGUCCUUUAUCACUCAGUUUUAUCUGAUUCACUUUUUCAAUCAUCGGCCAACAAAUGAGGCGUUUGUAUUUUACUUUAUCGCGAAGAUCCGCAGCAGCUCGUUCAGUCAACUCCCGAAGCAAAGACAAGAGCGAUUGCGCACCAUCUUGCUCAUUCGAAGAGCUGGCCAAUCUCAUCGAUCCUGAGCCAGACCACUCGACGGUGUGGAGGAAAGCUGUUGAUAGAGAAAAUAAGGUUUUGCUGUUCUAUCAGCUGGAUCUCGGCGGGGAUGAGCCCAAAUUUGCCAAGUGUGUCUGCAUCAGGCCAGAGUUGUUUCAACUGGGAAAGCACUCCGAAGUCAGACUGGUGCCUUCGGCCUUCCUGGCGGAAAAUGACGUUCCGGAAGAGGAUGACGUUGUGCAGAAAAUUUUGCCCCUGGCUCCUCACAUCUCGUCAGUCAUGGAUGUAGUCAAAUUGUUGCAAUACGUCGAGCUGUUCCCUCAUGUUCCGGACGAUGAAUGUGUCAGGGAAGAAGUCCAACAGCCAACUGUUGCACAGUCUGAUCGUACGGUGGACUUUCCGUGUGAUAAUGACGCUGCUGUUGUUGGCAGCUUGAACUACGGCGACUGCGAGCCCAGGGAUAUGGAUGAUGCGGAUUGCGAUUAUGCUCCUUCUGAAGAUAACAGUUCUGCAGAUUCGGAAACAAACGAUGGCGAAAAAUCGACUGGUUCAAAACGUCAACCGAAACCAGGGCCAGAACUGAAUGAUUCGCAGAUCGCCUAUGCUGAUUUAGUUAAACAGUACCUAAGACAGCCUGAUGGAGGUAAGCAGGAGAUUUAUCCCGGAGCCGGUAUUUAUGCCCCCAGACGAAUACUUGAAAAAACCCGAACGAGGUACCUUCCCAAAACACAACAACGACGUGUGAAGAGAAUGGCUGUUCAUAUACCGGCUGCCCACUUCGCCAUUGAUCUCAUGGAUUCGCUGGGGAAAUUUACCAAUAAACUGCCUUUUAAGCGAGCAGACAUCUGUGAAAUUUUUGACAACGAAUUUCUUACAAAAAUUGCCGAAUUCGUGAACCUGAAUCAUGGUGGUGUUGUUAAUGGCGAGCGACCACCUCUUGAUGCCGCGCGGAUCAUCAGAGCGAUCAUGUCUGUAUUGCGACACAAGAAUUACGUACAGAAAGUAGCAGACAAAAUGGCUCAACUCGGGCAUCGAAGUCAAUAUCUCAUGAAAAAAGAAUUGAAUCUGCUGCCACCGCAGGGAAAAAGGGCAAAACAAAGCGGAGAUAAUCAGUCUCAUUCGCUCAUUCCUCCCAUCGGUGAUGCGCAAUUGAAUCCUCUUCUUCCUUAUAACCAUCCAGAUUUCCGGCCGUCAUACUUGUUUCCACGGCCAGGCUACGUUCCUCUUUGGCUUCUUGGCGAUGAUCCGCCAGUGUACAUUCAGAAAACCGAUCUGGAAUACUUUUGUAGUGAACAGUCUCAUACUGAUUAUCCAGAAAGUUCCCGAUGGAUCCGUGCAUUGUGUUAUAAAAUUUUCGAUGAACAGACUUUGCUGCACAUGUGCUAUCUCCAUCGGAAACAACAGCUACAACCCGGAGCCGAUUCGUCCAAAGUUCUUUUUGCUUCGGUUGUUAGCAAAGGAUUUCUAAAAAUGCUUGACGAGUUCACAAGAAAUUCUGGUCGGCUGCUCGAGGAUGUGGGUUUUUUAGCCUUAACAGUGGGCUACUGGUUUAAGGAUUACAAGAGAACGGUCCUGAAAAAAGGUCUCCUGACUGAUGAUCCUUCUUUGGUCAAGGUUACUAAGGCACCUGUAACGCGGCAAGUUCGCAAGAAAAGAAAGAAAUAAUCUACAGGAACGCGGAUUUACUUGUUCUGGAUAUUAUGUAUUUAUGUUUGUUACGUUAUUUGGUUCGACAAGAAUCAGUUGCUUCCAAUUCAUAUUGUUCGAAGCGUGUUAGUCGGCAUUGUCCCAGUCGGGCUGACGAAUUGGACAGAACGAGGCAAAUUAAAAUUCCUCUACCUGAUUUACAAA